Messenger RNA from Coregonus clupeaformis (lake whitefish), 2038 nucleotides. RefSeq names its product F-box and WD repeat domain containing 12 (gene fbxw12). The coding region runs from base 96 to 1541 and encodes 481 amino acids. Lineage: Eukaryota; Metazoa; Chordata; Actinopteri; Salmoniformes; Salmonidae. The transcript is spliced from 10 exons. Gene Ontology annotation, molecular function: protein binding. The record is from RefSeq and is a predicted model, not a curated record.
GCCAAUGUAGAAAUUGUUGACUAAAUGUUGAUGUUGCGCUGAAAUUAUAGUCCUACUUCACAGCCAGCAAUACAGCACAGCUGUAAAAAGUAUAAAUGGAUUAUCAUCCUUACCUAACUAAUGAUUGCCUGAUUCACAUUUUCUCGUUUUUUCAAGAAGAUGAUUUAAUUCGAGCAUCAAUUGUCUGUAAGGAAUGGCAAGAAGCAGCCGAAACACCUUGGUUGUGGCGAGAAAUGUGUCUGCAGCGUUGGGGUUUCUGUAACAUUGCUGUGCUGGGCUCUGAACAUGGGAAGCAGGCUUGGAAGAGCUACUUCCUGCGUCGCUCUCACCUGGAGCAGAAGAUGACCAAGGGCAGGUCCGGUGGGGACUACACCUGUAAAAGCCUGAGGGGACACACAAGCAGGGUGGUUGGGUGUGUAUACCUGUCAGGGAACUCUCUCCAGCUCUCUGACUUCUGGAGCUGCACCCCUACUGUCUGCAGUUCAUCCUUGGAUGGUACAGUCCGUGCCUGGGACGUCCAGCAGGGGGUGCAGCUGUGGUGCAGCCCUGUUCAGAGUCCUCUGACUGGGAUGGUAGCUGAUGGCAGGCAGGGCGGGGUCAUCACGUCAGAUUCCACAGGGCUGCUCAAAGCCUGGGAUGGUCAGAGUGGACAGGAGAUAUCCUUCUACUCCUCAGCAUCCCCACAGUGCACCUUGCUGACCUACAGUAUGGAUGGCAGCUCUUUUCUCUCAGUGGGGACCAGUCAAGGCUCUGUCCAUACUCUGUCUAACCCCUCACUGUCAAAGCUGUCCAGUCUGGUGGUGUGUGACACAUUCAAAGUCAACCUACUCCUGGCAUCGCCAGACAAGAAAUGGAUCCUAGCUGGAACUAAAGGGAAUAUGGAUAUGAGCCCAAAGGUGGUGUCCAGUCAGAGUGUGACGAGUCCCUCUGAGGAGGAGGAUCCUCUGUGCCAGUGUCUGCCUGUCUCAGGCUGCAGUGCUGCUACCUUCCUGCCCUCCCUGCCGGCCAGACUGGCCACGGUCCACUGCAAGGACCACUCACACACGCAUCACAACAAGGUCCUCUCUGUGUUUGACAUCAUCAUAAAAAAGACCCGAUUCAAGUCAGAGAUCCAGGGUAAAGUGUCAAUUGAGCAGGUGGAGAAAUUUGAGUUGGUAUUUGAGGGCAGGACCUCGGAUAUCCUUCUGGAGGGGAAGGGAAGCAGCACUCUGGUUAUAGCUGCUCACAGAGAGCUGAAGGUCUAUACUGUGAAAGGAGAACUCAUCUGUAGCUUCAAGGACCAUACUGAACCUAUCUGCUCUAUUUGUGUGGAUAGUUUCCGUGUAGUCACUGCUUCUCGGGACCUAUCCUUAAGAGUGCUGACUUGGAAAACUGACAGAGACAAAGGGCUCACCCUGGAAAGUCGAUACCACUUACUGGGAGGCUCUCACUCCAUGUCCAGAGGGUUCAGUAAUGUGGUCUGUGAUUACUCAACCAUUGUGGCCUCAGUGGAAGCAGUGGAUGGGAAGGAUGUCCUGAAGGCCUACUCUUUCAACUCCUGAGCAACACUGCCCUCUAGGAGGACUUCGCAGGUACUACAGCAGUUUGCAUCAGUCACAUAAAUUCAUUGUAAUAAUAAUAAUAAAAAUAAUAUGCCAUUUAGCAGACAUUGUGCAUGUUUAUGAGUAGUUUAAUCACUGAUGUUGUGCCUUGCCUUUCCAAACCCUCUGUUUAUGGAAUAGACAUUGUAAUCAAGAGUUAUCGCAGAUUUGUUUAUAUGUUAUGCGAAACAUGCACAUGCAAGUAUGACGGGGAAAAACAUUGCAGUUGACUGUGAAAGGAUACUUUAUUUUUGUGUAAUAACACAUUUCUGUACAGGAAUUAACUGAGCUGGCUUUAUGUGGAGCUAAGGUAUUUACAUUCCUGUGUUGGCUGUUACAUGUUCAAUAUAACCUACGUUUUUAGGGCAUUUACUGUAACAAAUACUCUACCUUGAUCUGCUUAACACAACCAAACCGUCAAUUUAAUUUAAACUCUCAAAUAAACUGCAUUUUCUUGG